Messenger RNA from Saprolegnia parasitica CBS 223.65, 1353 nucleotides. RefSeq lists its product as hypothetical. The transcript has a single exon. Gene Ontology annotation, biological process: urea transmembrane transport. Gene Ontology annotation, molecular function: urea transmembrane transporter activity. Gene Ontology annotation, cellular component: membrane. The record is from RefSeq and is a predicted model, not a curated record. NCBI's taxonomy places the organism in Eukaryota, Oomycota, Saprolegniomycetes, Saprolegniales, Saprolegniaceae. The coding region runs from base 33 to 1262 and encodes 409 amino acids.
CAGUUGCAUUCCAAACUUCAACAACACCGAGGAUGGCUUUACGCGACGGGCCAGCCAUUAUUCCCGAUUUCACGUCCGCCUUGCCAUCCAUCGAAAUGGACCCGUGGUCCGCAAUGGAGUCGCCCAAGGUGGCGCCCGCGACCAAGGCCACCGAAGCGAUCCUCACGCCGAGUCCCCGACGGACCUUGCCGGUCCUUGGCCGCGUCGCAUGUUUUCGUACUUUGCCGCGACUGGCCGUCAUCGCCGAGAAGCAUCAAGCGCUGGCGUUUCUUGACGCGUGCCUCCGCGGCGUCGGCCAAUGCAACUUUCAAAACUCGCCGCUCUCAGGGCUUCUCUUCCUCGUCGCGCUCGGCCUCUCGCCGCAAGGGCUGCGCAUGGUCGCCUUUGCGCUGCUCGGCGUCGUGUCGGCCACGGCCUUCUCGUGCCUCCUGGGCCUGGACCGACACUUGCGCGCCGCCGGUCUCCACGGCUACAACGCGACGCUUGUCGGGUGCGCGGUGCACACGUUCUUCACCGGUGAUGCGUACGGCGUGGCGAGCCUUGUCAUCGUGCUGCUCUCGUGUCUCAGCGUCCUCUUGGCGACGGCGACGGCCGCGGCGCUGCCACCCGGUCUUCCAACCCUCACGUUUCCCUUCCAAGUGUCGAUGUGGAUCUACGUGCUCUCGACGCAGCUGUACCCGCGUCUCGAAAUCAUGGCGUUUCCAGCGCCCCGCCUCGUGCUCAACGCGACGCUGUCGACUGUGUCCUACGACGCGGCUGCGAUCGUCCAGACGAUCUUCUCUGGGAUCGCCGAGACCUGUCUCGUCGGCGACUGGUUCUCUGGUGUCGUCAUGCUCCUCGGCAUCUUCCUUUGCUCGCCAACGAGCGCGGUCGCUGCACUGCUCGCGUCGACGGCUGCGACGCUACUUGCAAUUGCCAUGCAGGCGCCCAGCGCAGGGCUCCUCCUCGGCUUGCACGGCUACAACCCCGUACUGAAUGCGAUCGCGCUCUCUGGCUUCUUUCUGGCGCCGCGCCAUUGGCGCACGGUCGUGCUUGUGACGGCGUGCGUCGGCGCGACGUUCCUCUUCAACUGCGCGACGAGCUCGGUGUUUACGAUCUUGGCGCUCCCCGUGCUCACGUGGCCCUUUACCAUCAUGACGUGGGUCGGCCUCUUGGCGUCGCAGUCGAUGCCCGACCUCGCGCGUGUGCCACUUGCCGACCUCACGACGCCCGAGGACCACUACGAGGCGCUGCAUCGCACACCAACUGAUAGCGCCGCCUAAGUGAAAUGCGUCCAUUUGUGUGUCGAACUUGUAAUAAAUGAAUCGUAGAAAGUAUGUUUAAAUCGUGUAGUAUCGUCAAGUAUUCAAUCUC